Patella vulgata (common limpet) is the source of this 3020-nucleotide messenger RNA. RefSeq names its product eukaryotic translation elongation factor 2. Lineage: Eukaryota; Metazoa; Mollusca; Gastropoda; Patellidae. The transcript has 15 exons. The coding region runs from base 150 to 2675 and encodes 841 amino acids. Gene Ontology annotation, biological process: translational elongation. Gene Ontology annotation, molecular function: GTPase activity; translation elongation factor activity; ribosome binding. The record is from RefSeq and is a predicted model, not a curated record. Gene Ontology annotation, cellular component: cytosol; ribonucleoprotein complex.
UUAUAUUUCAUAUUAUAUCCGAAACGUGGCAAACUUUCAGAAUUCCGUCCACGUGACUUGAUUAAGCCAACGCUCGAUCUUUUUCAACGGGUCCAUCGAUAAGGCAACAUAGAAGAAAUAUAGAGUUGCCAAUCGACUAAAAAUCCAAAAUGGUGAAUUUUACGGUGGACCAGAUCCGUGACAUCAUGGACAAAAAAAAGAACAUAAGAAACAUGUCUGUGAUUGCUCACGUAGAUCAUGGUAAAUCAACAUUGACUGAUUCCUUAGUAAGCAAAGCUGGUAUUAUUGCUGGAUCCAGGGCUGGUGAAACAAGAUUCACAGAUACAAGGAAAGAUGAACAGGAACGUUGUAUUACCAUUAAAUCAACUGCUAUAUCUUUAUACUACGAACUGGCAGAAGAAGACAAGGUAUACAUCAAACAAGAAAUUCAUAAAGAUACAGGUUUCUUAAUUAAUUUGAUUGACUCUCCUGGUCACGUAGAUUUCUCAUCUGAAGUAACCGCUGCUCUGCGUGUAACUGAUGGAGCUCUGGUUGUUGUGGACUGUGUAUCAGGUGUUUGUGUACAAACUGAGACUGUAUUAAGACAAGCUAUUGCUGAAAGAAUAAAGCCAGUUGUAUUGAUGAACAAGAUGGAUUUGGCUCUACUUACUCUACAAUUGGACAAGGAAACUCUUUAUCAAACCUUCCAACGUAUUGUAGAAAAUAUCAACGUUAUUGUCAACACUUAUGGUAACAAUGAAGGUCCUAUGGGAGUAAUUGAGGUUGACCCAAAGAAUGGUACUGUUGGAUUUGGUUCAGGUCUUCAUGGUUGGGCCUUUACUCUGAAAGAUUUUGCCAAGAUCUACCAAUCUAAGUUCAAAAUUCCAGAAGCUAAAAUGAUGAGAAAAUUGUGGGGCAAUCAGUUUUACAACACUAAAACUAAAGUGUGGGAAAAACAAGAAAAUGCGGAUAAUGUUCGUGGUUUCACUCAAUAUAUCUUGGCGCCUAUCUAUCAGAUUUUUGAUACCUGUAUGUCAAAACCAAAAGAUGAUGCUUUUAAAUUAGCAGAAAAACUACAGAUUAAACUGUCUGCUGAAGACAAAGAAUUAGAGGCUAAACCUCUCUUGAAAACCAUGAUGAGGAAAUGGCUGCCUGCUGGAGAUGCUAUGUUACAGAUGAUAGUCAUCCAUCUUCCUUCCCCAGUAACAGCUCAAACAUACAGAUGUGAAUUAUUAUAUGAAGGUCCAAUGGACGAUGCGGCUGCUAUGUCAAUGAAAAACUGUGAUCCAGAUGGCCCCCUUCUCAUGUACAUCUCGAAAAUGGUACCAACAUCUGAUAAAGGUCGAUUCUAUGCCUUUGGACGUGUAUUUGGUGGAACCGUGAGCACAGGUCAAAAGGUCCGAAUUAUGGGACCAAACUAUGCACCUGGAUUUAAAACUGACUUGUUUGAAAAGAACAUUCAGAGAACUAUAUUGAUGAUGGGAAGAUAUGUUGAAGCUAUUGAAGAGGUACCAUGUGGUAAUAUAUGUGGGUUAGUUGGAGUAGAUCAGUACAUUGUUAAAACUGGUACUAUCACCACUUUCAAAGAUGCCCACAACAUGAGAGUUAUGAAGUUCUCCGUCAGUCCAGUUGUACGAAUUGCUGUUGAAUGUAAGAAUCCAUCUGAUUUACCGAAACUGGUUGAAGGUUUAAAACGAUUAGCCAAAUCUGAUCCUAUGGUACAGUGUGUAAUUGAAGAAUCUGGAGAGCAUAUUAUUGCUGGCGCUGGUGAAUUACAUUUGGAAAUCUGUCUAAAAGAUUUGGAAGAAGAUCAUGCUGGUGUCCCUCUUAAAAAAUCUGAUCCUGUUGUAUCCUAUAGAGAAACAGUUAGUGAAGAAUCCACUAUCUUAUGUCUUUCAAAAUCGCCCAACAAACACAAUCGUCUUUUUGUUAAAGCUGCCCCUAUGCCUGAUAAUACAGCCGAGGCUAUUGAUAAUGGUGAUGUUUCACCAAGACAAGAGUUUAAAGCAAGAGCCAAAUACUUGAGUGAGAAAUUUGAUUUUGAUGUAGGUGAGGCUCGUAAAAUCUGGGCUUUUGGACCUGAAGGAACUGGUCCCAACUUGUUGUUGGAUUGUACAAAGGCUGUACAAUAUUUGAAUGAAAUUAAAGAUAGUGUUGUUGCUGGCUUCCAGUGGGCUACAAAAGAGGGUGUAUUGUGUGAAGAAAACAUGCGAGGUGUACGAUUUAAUAUCCAUGAUGUGACUCUUCAUUCUGAUGCUAUUCAUCGUGGAGGUGGACAGAUUAUUCCUACUGCUAGAAGAGUAUUCUAUGCCUCAAUUCUGACUGGUUCUCCUAGAUUAGUUGAACCUGUUUAUUUAGUAGAAAUUAUGGUACCCGAAUCUGCCCAAGGUGGUAUUUACUCUACAUUGAAUAGAAGACGAGGUAUUGUAUUUGAGAACUCACAGAUUGGCAGUACACCACAAACAUUAGUUAAAGCUUACUUACCUGUCAAUGAAUCAUUUGGUUUCACUGGUGAUCUACGAUCACAAACACAAGGACAAGCUUUCCCACAGUGUGUAUUUGAUCACUGGCAGAUGCUUGUUGGUGAUCCUUUUGAUUCAACAAGCAAACCUUACGCAAUUGUUGAACACGCCAGAAAACGAAAAGGUCUUAAAGAAGGCAUACCCGCUCUUGACAACUACUUGGAUAAAAUGUAAUGUUAACCAGCAGUCUAGUGCAAAUUUAAAGACUAUUGAAAUAUUUUGUGAAUACAAGAGUCAAAUUAAUUUACAACAGUACCUUUCUUCCGGAUUUGAAAUUGUCAGUGUAUCUAUGAAGAAAUUUUUAAAAACAAAUGACGUAAACAGUGUAGUGCUAAUUCAAUCUGUUUUAUUUUGGUGAAUGGACAAACUUUUAAAUAGAAAAUAGCAGUAGGUAAUGAAAUAAAAUUUAAAACAGUACUCACAAAAUGAACUACCCAGCCAUUGAGAUCCAGCUUGAAGGACAAGUUAAGAUUGUAUAAAAGUUUAAUUUAAGAAAAAAAAUAAAACAAUCCUUCUAUG